Messenger RNA from Phytophthora sojae, 522 nucleotides. RefSeq lists its product as hypothetical. The record is from RefSeq and is a predicted model, not a curated record. The coding region runs from base 1 to 522 and encodes 173 amino acids. Lineage: Eukaryota; Oomycota; Peronosporomycetes; Peronosporales; Peronosporaceae. The transcript is spliced from 3 exons.
AUGCUGAUCUUCAAGAAUCCUAACUCGAGCCAUCCUAUUCAGGGACUUCCAGACUCCGUGGACGGCGUUUGCUAUCGCUCAACGCCGAGUGCGUUCAUCAACAAUGUGACGAUGGAGGAGUGGCUACACGAUGUUCGUUGUUGUUGUUGGGGACCUGGAGGUCCGUUUGCUGGCGACCGUAUACUCUGGAUGGACAACGCAAGCGGCCACUCAAGCCCCGAGCCUGCUGACCGCUUCCCUAUUCAGCGAAUAAAGGCACAUUGGCGCUCCAUUUGCGAGGCACGCAAUAUGCAAGCUAUUCGGGACGGGGACUGGGCGACAAAUUCAAAGGCUCUGUCAAACCCUGGGAAACAGUUCUUCUUGGAGACAGCAGCGGAGUGCAUUCGACGAGUCAACCUUGAGGUUGAUAACGCUGGACUCAAUUGGGCAAAGAAGUCCAUGCUCGAAUGUGGAUUAGACGUCCCAGCUGAUGGUGUUUGGAAAUUAGUAGAAAGUUACGUGAGCUCUUGGCGGCUCACCUAG